Messenger RNA from Dama dama (fallow deer), 4955 nucleotides. RefSeq names its product potassium voltage-gated channel subfamily B member 1 (gene KCNB1). The record is from RefSeq and is a predicted model, not a curated record. The coding region runs from base 16 to 2592 and encodes 858 amino acids. Lineage: Eukaryota; Metazoa; Chordata; Mammalia; Artiodactyla; Cervidae. Gene Ontology annotation, biological process: potassium ion transmembrane transport; protein homooligomerization. Gene Ontology annotation, molecular function: delayed rectifier potassium channel activity; protein binding. Gene Ontology annotation, cellular component: voltage-gated potassium channel complex; membrane. The transcript has 2 exons.
GCGGCCGGACCAGCGAUGCCGGCGGGCAUGACGAAGCAUGGCUCCCGUUCCACUAGCUCGCUGCCACCCGAGCCCAUGGAGAUCGUGCGCAGCAAGGCGUGCUCGAGGCGCGUCCGCCUCAAUGUCGGUGGGCUGGCACACGAGGUGCUCUGGCGCACCCUGGACCGCCUGCCCCGCACGCGGCUGGGCAAGCUCCGCGACUGCAACACGCACGACUCGCUGCUGGAGGUGUGCGACGACUACAGCCUCGACGACAACGAGUACUUCUUCGACCGCCAUCCGGGCGCCUUCACCUCCAUCCUGAACUUCUACCGCACCGGGCGGCUGCACAUGAUGGAGGAGAUGUGCGCGCUCAGCUUCAGCCAAGAGCUGGACUACUGGGGCAUCGACGAAAUCUACCUGGAGUCCUGCUGCCAGGCCCGCUACCACCAGAAGAAGGAACAAAUGAACGAGGAGCUCAAGCGCGAGGCGGAGACGCUACGCGAGCGGGAGGGCGAGGAGUUCGACAACACGUGCUGCGCGGAGAAGAGGAAGAAACUCUGGGACUUACUGGAGAAGCCCAAUUCCUCUGUGGCCGCCAAGAUCCUUGCCAUAAUUUCCAUCAUGUUCAUCGUCCUCUCCACCAUUGCCCUGUCUCUCAACACCCUGCCCGAGCUGCAGAGCCUUGACGAGUUCGGUCAGACCACAGACAACCCCCAGCUGGCCCACGUGGAGGCCGUGUGCAUCGCUUGGUUCACCAUGGAGUACCUACUGAGGUUCCUCUCCUCCCCCAAAAAGUGGAAGUUCUUCAAGGGCCCACUCAACGCCAUUGACUUGCUGGCCAUUCUGCCGUAUUACGUCACCAUCUUCCUCACCGAAUCCAACAAGAGCGUGCUGCAGUUCCAGAACGUCCGCCGCGUGGUCCAGAUCUUCCGGAUCAUGCGUAUUCUCCGCAUCCUUAAGCUGGCACGUCACUCCACUGGCCUCCAGUCCUUGGGCUUCACCCUGCGGAGGAGCUACAACGAGCUGGGCUUGCUCAUCCUCUUCCUCGCCAUGGGCAUCAUGAUCUUCUCCAGCCUUGUCUUCUUUGCUGAGAAGGAUGAGGAUGACACCAAGUUCAAAAGCAUCCCGGCCUCAUUCUGGUGGGCCACCAUCACCAUGACGACCGUUGGGUAUGGAGACAUCUACCCCAAGACUCUCCUGGGGAAAAUUGUGGGGGGUCUCUGCUGCAUCGCAGGGGUCCUGGUGAUUGCUCUUCCCAUCCCCAUUAUUGUCAAUAACUUCUCUGAGUUUUACAAAGAGCAAAAGAGGCAGGAGAAAGCCAUCAAGCGGAGAGAGGCUCUGGAGAGAGCCAAGAGGAACGGCAGCAUCGUAUCCAUGAACAUGAAAGAUGCAUUCCCCCGGAGCAUCGAGAUGAUGGACAUUGUGGUUGAGAAAAAUGGAGAGAAUGUGGGUCAGAAAGAGAAAGUGCAAGACAAUCACUUGUCUCCCAACAAAUGGAAAUGGACCAAGAGGACACUGUCUGAAACCAGCUCAAGCAAAUCCUUUGAAACCAAGGAGCAGGGAUCCCCUGAGAAAGCCAGAUCAUCUUCUAGUCCUCAGCACCUGAACGUCCAGCAGUUAGAAGACAUGUACAACAAGAUGGCCAAGACCCAAUCUCAACCCAUCCUCAAUACUAAGGAGUCAGCCACCCAGAGCAAACCAAAGGAAGAACUUGAAAUGGAGAGUAUCCCCAGCCCCGUGGCCCCUCUGCCCACUCGUACAGAAGGGGUCAUUGACAUGCGGAGCAUGUCGAGCAUUGAUAGCUUCAUAAGCUGUGCCACAGACUUCCCUGAAGCCACCAGGUUCUCCCACAGCCCUUUGGCAUCACUUCCCAGCAAAACUGGAGGUGGCAUGGCCCCAGAGGUUGGCUGGCGGGGAGCUCUGGGUGCCACUGGUGGUAGGUUCGUGGAGGCCAACUCCACCCCUGAUGCCAGCCAUCACUCCAGUUUCUUUAUCGAGAGCCCCAAGAGUUCCAUGAAGACCACCAACCCCUUGAAGCUUCGAGCUCUGAAAGUCAACUUCAUGGAGGGCGACCCCAGUCCAUUAGUCCCCAUUCUGGGGAUGUACCAUGACCCUCUUAGGAACCGGGGGGGUGCUGCCGCAGCUGUGGCAGGGCUGGAGUGUGCCACCCUCUUGGACAGGCCUGUGCUGAGUCCAGAGUCCUCCAUCUACACCACAGCGAGCGCUCGGACACCCCCCCGGUCGCCCGAGAAACACACAGCAAUAGCAUUCAACUUCGAAGCUGGCAUCCACCAGUACAUUGACGCGGACACAGAUGACGAAGGGCAGGUCCUCUACAGUGUGGGCUCCAGCCCUCCCAAGAGCCUCCACGGGAACACCAGUCCCAAGUUCAGUGUCGGGACGAGGUCAGAGACGAACCACUUUGAGAGCUCCCCCUUACCCACCUCCCCUAAGUUCUUAAGGCAGAACUGUAUUUACUCUACAGAAGCAUUGACUGGAAAAGCUCCCAGUGGUCCAGAAAAGUGCAAACUUGAGAACCACAUCUCCCCGGACGUCCGCGUGUUGCCGGGGGGUGGAGCCCAUGGAAGCUCACGGGAUCAGAGCAUCUGAACCACCCCCACACGGAGGAGAGACUUCUGGCGGGGUCCAAAGAGGGGUGCUGUUCAGCUUACCUGCCGCGGAGGUUUUCUGCAUGAACUCUGAAACAGAAAGUCUCUGCAAAGCCCCCAGAAAGAAGAGAGACUCCAGCGGAAGCUCCCUUAAAACCUUGAGAGCCGUUAUAGGGUCCGUCAGAAGCAAAGCGGGCCAAGCCGUGGGGUAUGGCGCCUCCUUGUAACAACUCUACUGCCCUCUUUGGAAGAUGACAAGAACAGAACUCGCAGCCACCACUACCACGUUCUAGACACCGCCGAGGCCACCUACUCCUCAUUCUUCUCUCGUGGCUGUCCGCCACAGCCUCCGAGGGCAGCAUCUUCAUCCCUCCUGGCUUCCGCUGAAGAAGGAUGCUGGAACAGGUGGCCGGUGUUCGAAGAGUGGGUUGACCAUUUUGGUUUGGGGUGUUGCCUGGCCACCUCUAGGAACUUCUGUCCAUCACCUGCUGGAUGGACCCCACUGUUGGAAGGCUACGGGGAUGCUCAUGUCCUGGGGAAAGCUGCAUCGUAAGCCAGGAUCCCAGCGCAAAACCCUUCCUCAAAUGUCUUCAUUGACUUCAGUAUUCCAUAGUACCUGAGAUUUUAUUUUGAGAUAUCAUCAGGGUGAGUUGCACCACUUGUACUCAAUUCUAAUUGCCCCCUGGCAAUCUGGAAAGGGUUCAGAAGGCGGGUGCUCAGGCAACAGUAUGAACUCUGAGCGUUGCUUUAGGGUGGAGAAGAAAAACGCUUUCUGUACAUCACUAGCGUAGACUCAAAAGAUAUCCAAGUGUCAAAUAUGCAAAAGAAUAGCUUAUUCAAAGCGACUGUAUGUUACCGAAGAACAGAAUAAAAUCUGUUUUUUUUUUUAACCUGAAAAAAACGAAAGGAAAAAAAAAAAAAAAAAGUCCCCAAUUGAAAUGCCCAGUUCAGACUUUUGAAUCCUUCCUGCUAAGGCAGGGAAAGUACUUAUUAUAAUAGAAUUUCUUUUUUGUUUCCUGUGGUAUUUAAGUUUUAAGAAAAAAGUUAAAAUAAAAAGCACUUUAUGUUUUUCAAAAAAAAAAAAAAAAUAGGUUUUACCAGGGACAGUGUCAACAUCUCGCACUUUAAAACAAGCAUGAUUUCCCGUGGGCCACUUCGCUGGGACUACAGCUGCGUUUUUGCUCCAGGCUUGUGUCUGGCCACGGUGGGUGAUACUGUGCUGGUAUUGCUGUCAAAGUCUGUGGGCUCCUUCCCUGCCCCCCUGAAGCUUCCCCUUAACCCUCUUGCAUCAGAAAGGGCACUUGGCCCUUGCGUGGGGGCCUGUGCUUAAGUCACAUGUGCAGGAAGCACGAACAUCUCAGAAGGAUGAUGUAGACGGUUGGGCAUUGGGUGUUGUACUCUGUUCUCUUUCUCGUCCACCAGGUGUGGGUAUGUUCUCAGUGUCACUGUCUGUACUCCCAGCUCAGCUCUCCUGCCUGCAGCCAUCAAUGCAGCCAGUACAGACAAAAGCAAUAAGUAUUCGUGUGCAUUGUGAGCGGUUCUGCUCGCUCUCUCUCGGUGUUGGUCUUCCUGUCUCAGUUUGAUGACCUGGCGUCGACCUGCCUGAUUUUAGUUCAGCAGCAAGGCGGUGCUGGCCACUCCCCAGUUCGGGAACACUGGGUGGAGCCGCUGGUUAGCACGAUGCCGUGCUGCUGGCCCGUCUGUUAGUGAAAACGGCACGUUAUUGAUCUACUUGUCUUCAGGACAGUGGCGCGAUGUCGUUCUCCUAACACAAUGUUGAUGGAUGACGUCCCAAGUACAAUAGCGUAGCUCUGCCGAUCCUCAAUAUAGUGCCAGGCAUUCGUCUUCCUGAUGGGACAAAACGUGGUUUGCCUGUCCUUCAUAGAAUCUGUUGUUGGUCUGCCUGUUAGUACAAUGGCACAAUCCACCCGUCAGUACACAAACAUCGCAGAGUCGUUCUGCCUGCCCUCUGCACAGUGGCAUGAGACUGGGCCACCUGUCACAGGCAUGAUGACACGGGGUCAUUCCACUGCCCUUGAAAACGUUGUGUCCUCUGCUGCAUAUGCACCCGGUCCGUACUGCUUCUCAGCAUCUCCAGGGACUGUAGAUCCCUCCAAGAGGGCGCGGUCCUGUUUUUUGCUGCGUUAACACAGUGUCUUGACUCCGGAAGUACCAGAGCACUCUUGCAUCAAAUCCUAAGGGAUUUAAGGGGCAGGGAGUACGAGGUAUUCCCGGGCUGGUGGCUCACCAGAAGGAGGAAGCGCAGGGCCCCCAGGUGCCUUGCUGAGCACACAGUCCAGGCUGGGGGCCGGUGGAGGGACAGCUGCAAGGCAGUCUUCCCAGGGCCAUCUCUCGUGUCUUUGU